AUGGCAUCCUUAACAAAAGACUCUCAGAUCAUACUCGUUGGUGCAGGCGUGUUUGGUUUAUCAAAUGCCCUCCAUUUAGCCAAAAAUGGUUACAAGAACAUCAAAGUUUUUGAUCGUUUAGAUAUGGAAGCGAAUCACUACACUUUCUUGGAAGGUGCUGACACUGCUUCUGGUGAUAUGAACAAAAUUUUCAGAGCUCAAUAUGCCGAAAAAAAGCAUUACCAAGACCUAGCGUUCCAGGCAUUUGAUGUAUGGCAACAAUGGAAUCGUGAUAUUACUCUUCUACCACCUAGUGAAGCUUCAAAGUACACAGAUUUGAGAGUUUUGGAUCUUUGUGGCAUGUUGAGACUCGACGAUCAAUUGGGCUGGGAAGAGCAAGCUUCCAGAGAAAACUACAAAAAUGAAGGUAUAGGGUCAUUGAGAUAUGAUGUCAAUAACGAAGAAGAUAUAAAAAGAGCCAAUGCUUGUGGUCUUGGUUAUAAAAUGAAAUUUGCUCAAGACUUGAAAUCCAAGAUUCCAGAAUUAGAAGGUGCUUUGGAUUCUACUUCUGGCGUAUUGUACGCUUCUAGGGCUUGCCAAUAUGCAAAAUAUUUGUGUGAAACAAUGGGUGUCAAGUUUAUUCUCGGAGACCAAAAGGGCACUUUUAGUGAAUAUGUUUACAAAGAUGCUGGCAACACAGAAGUUUGCGGCAUCAUAACCAAGGAUGGAAACAAGCACUAUGCUGAUUUGGUUGUAAUCAAUAGUGGCCCUUGGUCCACCUCUUUAGUCCCGGAAUUGGAUGGUAUUAAUGAAGGAACAGCCGGUAAUAUUGUUACUUUCAAAAUUCCAGAAUCUCGAAAAGACUUAAGAAUGAAGUACUCUGCUGAAAACUUCCCAAUUGUUGGCUGGAAAAAUGGUCACUCUAGAGAGCAUGAUUACUUGGCUGGUAUGUUUAUGUUUCCAAUAAUUGAGCCUGAGGGAUAUAUGAAGAUGAUUAUCAGGCAAACAAAAUACACAAACCCUGUGAAAUUAGAUAAUGGAAGGGUGGUAUCGAUUCCUAAAACGGCUAACAGUGAUCCUCCUUUCCAAUACUUGACUAAGCACAUAAUGAAGCAGGUAAGACAAUGGCUUAAUGUUUUCUUUCCAGAUCUCGUUGAAGCAGGACUAAAAUUUGAAAGUAAAAUCUUGUGGUACACUGACACUAUAAACAAUGACUAUAUUUAUGAUUUUGUUCCAAAUAAAAAAGGAUUAUUCGUGGCCUGCGGUGGUUCUGGUCAUGCUUUCAAAAUGCUUCCAGUUCUUGGUCAAUUCUUGGUUGACAAGAUUGAAGGACGUGAAAAUUUUUAUACUGAUUUAUUUAAAUGGAGAUACUCUAAAGAUUUUGAAAAGGAUCCUAAUGGUCUAAGAGAAGGUCUAAAUGGUGGUAGAAGAUAUGACAUCCAGGAAAUCUCUGAUCCUGAAGAUUAUAAAAUUUUUCCAUUGAAGGCUAAAUUAUAG
This is a messenger RNA of Saccharomycopsis crataegensis, 1476 nucleotides long. RefSeq lists its product as uncharacterized. The transcript has a single exon. The record is from RefSeq and is a predicted model, not a curated record. NCBI's taxonomy places the organism in Eukaryota, Fungi, Ascomycota, Saccharomycetes, Ascoideales, Saccharomycopsidaceae. Bases 1 to 1476 code for a protein of 491 amino acids. Gene Ontology annotation, molecular function: sarcosine oxidase activity; flavin adenine dinucleotide binding.